This is a messenger RNA of Cydia pomonella (codling moth), 2410 nucleotides long. RefSeq names its product RYamide receptor-like (gene NGR-A19). Gene Ontology annotation, cellular component: membrane. Lineage: Eukaryota; Metazoa; Arthropoda; Insecta; Lepidoptera; Tortricidae. Gene Ontology annotation, biological process: neuropeptide signaling pathway. The coding region runs from base 763 to 2091 and encodes 442 amino acids. The transcript is spliced from 7 exons. The record is from RefSeq and is a predicted model, not a curated record. Gene Ontology annotation, molecular function: neuropeptide Y receptor activity.
AAUCUAAAAUUAAUUAUGCUUUGUUGUUAAGACUAAAUUUAAAAAAAAUCUUUACUAAAACCUACGUCUAGUUUAAUUUUGGAGUUAUAUCAAAAAUACACACUGUAUACACGAAAAACUUCUUUGCGUAUAUUUAAACGGCAGUGAAAAUAACAUUCUUUCUAGGUGUAUGCAAAAAUGUUAUCACUUUUUAAACAAUUGGUGAGAUUAUUUUUUCGUAGGAGGCUUAAACAGAACUAUGUAAGUAGUUAAUAUUUCAACCGAAAGUGUAAAAUAUGGAUUAAUAUCUCAAACAAAAUCAUUUACUGCUCACAUUCUAUUGGCCUUUUCAAUAACGUACUAGUUGUACUUAUGUACGCCCAUUCACAUUUUAUGUACCUACACAUCUCUGUAUAGGAACUACAAAUGUACAAUACAAUGUUAACCCGGCCAAACUAACAAAUAAAGUAAAAUAAAACCUAAUAAAAGCGUUGCAGCGUAAACGGUGUUCACAUGGAUGCGUGAGCGGUGCGCGGCCGUCGACAGCCGUGGCUCGAGUCUACUCGGGCUCGCGGGCCAGAGUCUUAACUCUGCCGCGCCAGCCGCCCGCCUCGUGCCCGUCAAACUUUACCGCUCAGAAACAAAUCAUUUCCUACGAAAGCACAACUCUAGUGAUUCAACAUAUAAAAGUGAAGUUGAAAAAAGUGGACUAAAUAGUGCAGUUUUAGUGCCAAUGGUCAACUUCAGGUUUCGGAGAACCUCAAUGAUGUGAAAAACCACAUAAUGUAUGGCAUCAAUCAUACGGAAAAUGAAUUUGAAAUAUAUGAGCCGAGAAGAAACAAUGGAUUAGAUAAGAAUGCUUCAAUCGAGGAAAAUUCUUCAGUGUAUACGAACGAGACAUGGGCGGACUACGAGAGCUGGUGCUCAGCGAGCACUUCAACGGGGGAUUUCCUGACAUCACCGCUGUUCCAAGCGUGUGUUUACUUUAUGUACUGCACAGUGUUUGUGGUGGCUCUCGCAGGCAACGGGCUAGUGUGUUUCGUGGUGCAGACGUCACCGCGCAUGAAGACAGUGACGAACUACUUUAUAGUGAAUUUAGCAGUGGGGGACAUUCUAAUGACGCUGUUCUGCGUGCCGUUCUCGUUUGUGUCGAUGUUAGUGUUACGCUACUGGCCCUUCGGCGCCGUCAUGUGCAAGGUGGUGAACUACUCGCAGGCCGUGUCCGUGCUAGUAUCCGCGUACACGCUGCUCGCCAUCUCUAUCGACCGUUACAUGGCUAUAAUGCGCCCGCUUCGGCCACGCUUGGGAAAAGCUGCUGCCAAGCUCGUGGUGGCAGCCGUGUGGGGAGGAGCACUUGCCACAGCUGCUCCAAUUCCCGUCGUAUCGACACUCCAAAGGCCAACGGAGUGGUAUAAAACUUGUCAAGCAGAUAUUUGCCUCGAACAGUGGGAACGGGUCGAGCAGAGUUCGCAGUACACGUGCGCUCUGCUGGCGCUGCAGUUCGCGCUGCCGCUGUGCGCGCUCGUGUGCACGUACGCGCGCAUCGCGCACGCCGUGUGGGGCGGCCGCCCGCCCGGCGAGGCGCAGAGCGCACGCGAUACACGCAUGCAGCGCUCUAAGCGGAAGAUGAUCAAGAUGAUGGUGAUGGUAGUAGCCGUAUUUACAAUUUGCUGGUUGCCACUAAACGUGUUUAUAGUUUUGUGGACAACGCACGAGAGCGACGCGGAGUGGGGCGCGUGGCCGGGCAUGCCAUACGUGUGGUUUGCGAGCCACUGGCUGGCCAUGAGCCACUCGUGCUACAACCCCAUCAUCUACUGCUACAUGAACGCGCGCUACCGCCGCGGAUUCAAACAGGCAUUAGCGGGGCUGCUAUGCAUGAGACUGGAAGUCACUCAGCGGUCCUGUCACCGAUCAAGUAUGUGUGAUGGGUUGCCAAUGUCAGAAAUGAUCGGCAUGAAUGGCAUAACACGUCGCGGCACCAUGACGAGCUGCGUGAGCCGCCUGCAGCGAGCGCCGACGUGCUCGUCGUGCGCCUCCACACGUCGCGCGCCAGCCUCUCGUGCUGCGCCCCCGCCGGUGCGCGCGCUCUCCGUGCGCACGCACUUUAAUUAGACUGAGGAAAGGAACUGCAUAAACGUUACAAAAAUCUGACUUUUCAAAAACUGGGCGGCAGUAAAAUAGCUACGGCUUAUUAACAUAUUAAUCUCAGACUUACUGCUAUGUAAUAAGCUACACGUUUACCUACUUAUGAAGUGGGCUUUAUUUUUGUAUUAUGAGGUAGUCACAAGACCCCGAAAGAGUAAACACGGCUUAAUUGUAAAGUAAGGCUGAUACAUUAUACGAUGCACUGGCAACCUAAUUGGCUAUUAGACUGCCUGAUGGUAUUCAGGAAAGGAAGCUAAGUAGGUAGGAAGCAUUCACUAGCUUUGCA